CCAGACAGUAACCCCUACAGCACCAUGGCCGAGGUGUUUGGACAGAGGAGCUUGUUGGGUUUUGGUGUGGUGUUGGCAUGGCUGGUUUUGUUCCACCUGCUGGUCAACAUCUGGCUGCUCUGCGUUUUCACCAGCCUGCUGGUGGUGUUAGGUGGCUGGCUUGGCUCGCAGGCAGUCCUAGAGUCCGACAGUGUGAUUCACCUGGAGAGAUUUAUCACACUGGAGCAGGUUCCUACCUCUGUGGAGGAUGAUCAUCACUUGGACCAGGAGAUCCACAACACAGUGAAGAAAAUCAUCAGGGACUUUGUCACCUCCUGGUACUCCACUGUGUCCUAUGAGAGUGGUUUUGAAACUGAGGUUCAAGAGGCCAUGAUCUCUAUGGCUAUGGAGCUGAAAAUGCGUGCAAAACAGGUUGACAGGAAGGAGCUGCUCCAGAAGAUCCUAGAUCUGUUUGGCUGCCACCUGCAGGACUACAUCAGAGCCAAGGAGCUGGUGUCUGAGCAGCAGACACCCAUGAUAACAAAAUGGAGCAGUGAGAGCCAGCAGUUGUGGAAAGCGUAUUUCAGGGUUACCACACCUCAUGUUGCCAUGACCAGUGAUACAGUUGAACUCAAUUACACCAGAGCGGUUGUAGAUUUAUUGUUGCAUGUUUUGGUGCCAUUGCCACACUUGGAGACCCGCACUGGACGGUUUGUUGUCGGAGAGCUCAUCAACUGCAACGUCCUUCUCCCUUUCAUUGCAAAACUAUCUGACCCUGACUGGUUAAACAUCCUCAUGAUUGAAAUAUUGGGCCAGUCCAGCAAACCCCAGGAACCAAUUACAACAGAGACACUGACUUCAUCCCCACCAAUAACACAACCACUUGCUGAAUCAGAGCUUGCUCCACUAAAAGAGACAACACAGGUACCUCAAAAAUAUACUGAAAUUCCUCAAGCAAGAGCUGAGACUGAAAUUGUUCAUGAGACAGAGAUGCCUGAGGUUGCUUCCUGUGAUGUGUUUGACUCAAAGGGGGUCGACUGUCCACAGAACAACACUGAAGAACAAGAAACUACUCGACCCUUUCUAGAUCAUUACAUUAGAGGAAGCAAGUUAAAUCCAUUUUACCAGGAAAAUGACUCUGACCUGGAUUCUCCUUUGGCUGACUAUAAACAGAGUUCCACUGAUUCCCUGGUCAUGAUAGGCCAAGAGGAGGGUGUGAAUGACAUAAGGAAAGAAUGUACCACAUCUGCUGAAAACAACAAUGGUGUGGACUUGGCGGAUGUUUGUCCCUGUCCAGUGGAUGGCUCCUGCCGAAAUGUCCUGGUGAAUUCAGAACAUCCUAAUGGCUACAGCCCCUCAUCAGCAGAGGGGACUCCCAGUAUCACCAGCCUCCAGGACUUGGAGAGGGAGCGCAGUUCCCCUUUAGUAAACCCAACCAGAGACCUUCUUCUGGGUGUAGAACAGACUGGGUUGGGGAACCCCAAUGAUCUGACUGUAGUCAGUCCAUUGCAGGGCUCUUCCCCCAUGCCAUCAUUCAGUUUUGAGCCCCUCAGCAGCCCUGAUGGACCAGUCAUCAUCCAGAACCUCCGCAUCACUGGCACCAUCACAGCUAAGGAACACAGAGGCACUGGCUCACACCCUUACACACUAUACACCAUCAAAUAUGAGACAGCGAUGGGUUGUGAAAACCCAGGAAGCAUCCAGCCAGGCUCUGAGGAUGCUGAAGUUGUACAGACGAGUUGUGAGAAUCCGUCUCCCAUUCAGCCGGUAGCCUAUCACAUGGUCAACAGACGAUACAGCGAGUUCCUCAACCUGCAAACACGGCUGGAAGAAAAAACAGAACUGAGGAAACUCAUCAAAGGUGUGAAAGGUCCAAAGAAAAUAUUUCCAGACAUGCCAUUUGGAAACAUGGACACUGACAAGAUAGAGGCCCGGAAAGGACUGCUAGAAACCUUUCUAAAGCAACUCUGUGCCAUCCCUGAAAUAGCCAAUAGUGAAGAGAUGCAGGAGUUUCUGGCUCUCAAUACAGAUGCCAGGAUUGCCUUUGUCAAGAAACCUUUCAUUGGGUCACGCAUAGACAAGAUUGUAGUGAAUGCCAUUGUGGACACCUUGAAGACAGCCUUUCCUCGAUCAGAACCUCAAAGCCCCACAGAGGAUUUUCAGGGAGAGAUGGAUGGAGGGAAAAUAAUUGGGGACAAGAAGAGCAAGUCUCGUCUGAAGUUCUCUAGUAAAAACAUUCCAUCUAUGAAUGGCUCAGACAUAAGACCAUCGGUUUUGUUCAGUCUGGAGCAAACUAGCACAGUGUUUAACAGGAUGUCCUUGCAAGAUUUGCAAGCCUUUAUCACUGAACAAGAAAAACAGGCCGUCAGAAGCGAGCAAGAGAGGGAUGACAGUCCAGUGGUCCGAGAAUUCAGUGUCUGUCUGGAUGACAGCUUGAGAGGAAAUCAGAGUCGGGAACAUGCAUCUGAGACAGCGCUGGCGGAGGUGGCUCUGAACAUCCUGUGUCUGCUGAUGAAAGAGCAGUGGAGCUGGCUGUGCACUGAAAACAUUCAGAGGACCAUCAGGUUGCUGUUUGGGACCCUUAUAAACAGAUGGCUGGAUGUGAGCGUAGCCAACCUGACAUGCAAAAGGUACUGGGUGGUGUACCUGCAGGUCAUCCAGGAGGCUGUAUGGCCAGGUGGAGCUCUGCCUACCUCCCCUCAACUUGAACGCAGCCAGCAGCAGAAGGAAAGCACCAGGCAACAAGCCUUACACUGUCUGAUGAGACUCCUACCAGAUCUGGUCUCAGAUAUGUUGGGUUCAGACAAGUACAAACUCAGCUGGCAGACUGCAUUGGACUCUUUUCAAGACCCCCACAUUAACAAACACUUGGUCUACUGUAUAUUUGACCUUCUUCUGGAGUUCCUGGUUCCUGAAGUACCUGAGGAGGACUUCCAGAGGGGCCUGCUGCAGACCCUCUCUAAAAAUCCAGAGAAGUUGAUGGCAUGAGGAGACAACCCACACGCUUUAACUUUUCAUCAUCCUAACUAUCAGCCUAAUCAUUCACCACCGCUGAAUUGUUGAAAAACAGUGUGACAGUGAGGCUGCUCCCAUUCUACUAAUGUUCUGCAAUGAGAGUGUAAGUUAAGGUUUCUGGUGAGACUGGAUAUUCUCUGUCCCCACUUUUAACCCUUGAUGUCACUCAGUUCUCUCUGUAAUUACGUGAUGAUGUAUUAACAUGUGAGGCUCUUGAACAUGGUGUCCUGUAUACACACACACUUAAACACACACUACAUUUGAAGCAGCUUUAAUUACAUGAGAGCACAUGGUUUGUGUUUGAUCUCAUGUGUCUCACGUGAAGUGCAGAUCUAAACAUGUGGCAAAGCAUCAUCUGUCGUCCACAUCCACCCUCUUCCUGACUACUAAAGCCCCCAGCUUUGAUUAAACUCACUUCAGAUGGUUUUCACUCUCCCUCAUCCCCUCCCACAGUCUCUGGGUAGAAGACCUUGCACCUGUUGUUCUAAUCGGGAGAUUCAGGAUUUGCUUUUUCCCCCAACUUAAAUCUCAAAACGGUCUAUAGCGAUUUAGCGUCACUGUUUCUAGUUUCUGUUAACCCAUUCUUCGGUAUCCUACUGGCUCUGUGUAGAGCCACGUGUGAUUCUGACAUAAUUUGAGCUAUACUUCCUAAAUCUGAGCCUUCCUGAGGCAUCAUAGGUCUCUGGAAGUUUUUAACCUGCAACUGUCCAGGUGUAGGAAAAGUACAUAUGUAGUGUAUGGUGGUUAAGAGUUGGCCAUAAGCUGGCUUUACAGGUAGGUUCUUUUAACAGGUUCCUCGGAAAAUUAUCUGUGCAGUUGUAUGAAUAUGUAUAAAUAACACAAGAGCUAGGCUUGACAAAAACUGGUAUAUGAAGAGCGACUGGUGUUGGCAUAGGUCCAUUCAGUAACGUUAGAUUUUUGUGUAGACUACUGUGAAACAGUACUCUCUCUCUCUCUCUCUCUCUCUCUCUCUCUCCUUUCUAUCCAUGCUGAUACCUUUGGUUUUAUUUGUCCACGUUUUCAGUUAUCAGUCUCAAAGAUUUCUGCCUUUUCCACCCUAGUGCAAUGGGUUUCUCUGUAAAAUCCACAGACCUCACUUUGAACUACUCUCUGUUGAAAAAAGAGUCCCUAUGAAAUCUGUCGACAUUGCGUUCUGUGGAUUCUAUUAAUGCCGAGAAUGUAAAAGGCAUUUUUCACGGCAGACCUUUUGAGUUCGUCAGAGUAUGAAAAGUAUAGGUGUUACGAAUAACAUUAACUACGGCUCUGUUCUGUUCAAGUGUCCCUGGAAGCCGUGACAGUAUGACAGUGAGAGAGCAUGAACUUUACCAGGAGCCUAAAACUGAAGCAGCUAAACGGAAUUCAGUCAUUAUUAAUUAUGAUUUACACCUGUGCUUUUCCUUCCAUAACAUGUCAAAAUGUCCUCUGUGGCCUGUUGUUAACUGAAGACAUGCCAUAUUUAAGUAGCUAAUGUAAUGCAAAUACAGUUUUUCCCCAGUAAAUUGGAUAGAGCAGGUGGAAGGUGCCGCUCUUUAAAAUAACUGUCUGAUGACUGACAAGUCCAACUUAUAGACUUAAAUGCAAACUUUAAACUAUCUUCAGCUCAAUACAGAUUCUGUUGGAUGUGUCUAGCACUGGUGAUUGAAAAAGUAAAGAAAGGGACACAAAUUCUUGCCAAAUUGGAUCAUGCUUGUUUCAAUCUGGGUCAGUUCAUGGUGGCCACUUUUUCUCAUAAAAUUUUUUUUAAACUUGUUUGAUAAUUGCGACUGACAUGGGCGACUGAUGACAUCACUUGUGUACCGCCUGAGGGAGACAUACCGGUAAAUUAACAGCUUUACUUUACAAAGUUCACUCACCUCAAUUCACUCUAUAGGCUAUACAGUCCUACACGCUUCUCCAUCCAGCAUCUCACCCAAUCUCUGUUCUUUUUUCCUCCUUUUUUUUGGCUUUUGUCAGCACCAAAGUCACUGCAUGUCAGCAGAGCAAGCUGCUGGUUGCUGUCCAUGUUUGUACUGGUACAAGAAUGCAUGACAGUUGGUAUUCCCACAGAAUGUGGGAUGUUGUUAUGGGCUCAAACUACUUUCAAAAAGAUUUUGAGCUUGUAAAGUGAUGUUCACAAAUAUUUCCAAAGUUUGUAGUUAUAAGUCACCCUUUGUAAAGAUGGGUUUUCAUACAGGCGGGUUUGCAUAUGUACACAGCACAUUAAUUGUUUACCAUUUACCACUUUGAACGCCAAGGGCGCAGUUGUCUGCUUUGUAUCUUUACACAGACGUUCGCAAAAGCACUUCUUUUUUCACAGUGUCUUUGUGUAAACUCACUGAUACUAUUUGGUCACAGAUUUUAAGCAUACAGUCUCUCUUUUUUUUUUUUUUUUAAAUACUAAUCUUUUCUACACAUGUACACACUUGAAUUUCUCAUGCAGAUUUAUUCUAAAGGUUUACAAAAGUUUAUCUGCAGCUACAAACUUUGGAAUUAUUUGUGAAAGUCACUUUACAAGCUCAAAAUCUUUUUGACCCUAAUUUGAGCCCAAAGGUCGUCUACUCCCAGAACUCCAGUUGUUACUGAUCACUGAGUCAGUGUCAAAGACUAAAAAAUUGUGCAAGUUGAUGGAAACAAUUUGUAUGUAUGGUUUGUCCAGUCUUUGUAAGUUUUUAGCUAGUCUUAAGGCAUGUCCCAAGGCUAACGUUAGCUUGAUGCCUAUUUUUCCUUCAUUUUAUUCCUCCUCACCUGAUUGCCACUUUUACCAGUGUUUAAAAGGUUUUCUUUUUUUCCUUCCAUUACAAAGAGCUGUUCUAAUUUAUUACCGCAAAGCAAAUGAAAGCUGUGAUCAAACAAUGGGUCCUUGUGCCCUGCUGAGUCGAACCAGACCGAUUCGGAAGCAUCUUGUCUAGCAUAAUGUAGUAUAAUUAUAUUUCAUAAAGGUGUAAUAGUUUCUGAUAUUCUUCUAACUCUAUUUUUAGGCAAGGCGUUGUACCUCCACCAAUACAUGUUGCAGGAAAACCUUUAAUACCUAAAACCACAUUCGAGCAAUUGUGUCACUGUUAAAAAUUCCCAUCAAAUAAUCCACAAAACUCAUCACGUCCAUGACAAUGUGAUGAGCCAGUGUCUAAAUUCAAUCCUGUCUCCCAGACCUCCACCGUUGCUGCCUGGCGACAAUGUAAUCAUGCAGCUGAGUGGCUGUCAUCAAUCAUCCUUUAGUCACUUAAGAAACCAUCUGAAGAGAGUUUUGGUGGCGUCACCACACGGUCUCUAAAGUCACUUUAAACGAAUCACUGAAGGUUUUUGUACUUCUGAAAUUUGCCUUUGUAUCUUAUUGCCUUAUUGCAUGGUGGUAACACAACAAUCAGGACUUCUUCCCCAGCUGGAUAAAGGCAAUGAACAGAAAACUGUUGUAUUUUACUGAAAAAGUUUGUAUCCAGCUGUAUCCAAGUAUGUUACGGCUCAGAUCAUUAUUCAUGUCUCUUAUCACAGACAGGUGUAAGCUUAAUGCCGUCUCACAAACUGUCUUAAAAUACCGAUGAGUUACAUUUCAGUUGAAGCCGGCCAGAAUCAUGAUGUAAUGUAGAGUAAAUCAGUUUCUCAGCCUUUUCUGGAAACAUUUUAAUGUUCCGAAAUGGUGCCUAUUAAAUUUACACAAGUUGUCGUGUGAAUUGUACUACUGCAUACCUUUGUGUUUUAUAUUUAGGAGCAUAGAGUCAGCUCCAAAUCGGUUAUUUUGAGAUUAAAAGUAUGCAGUAUUUUCUCAUUUGAAAUACAUUUAAUACUUCUCCUGCAACCGAAUAUGUAUAUUUGGUUAAGUCGUGGGGAUCUGAUGCCAAGUUUAAGUGAGUGAAAAAAAAGGAGGCAGAUUUUAAUGUUACUAUCAUUCCAGUGUUUUGUGCUUAUACCCUGGUUUAGUGGCCUCAUCCUUGUCUUAAAUUCCUUUGUGAUUCAGUCUAUUUAUUAACCUAUUUAUUUGUUCGAAAUGCUAAGUGACGACUCAUUCUGAAUUCCAACCAUAAAAGAAGGAGUGAGGUGUCAGUGCUGACAGACAGGAGCGACCUAUUAGGAAGUGCUUUUUCCUGGAUUUUGCCUUACAAGAUGGCUUGAAGAAGUUUGGUUUGGUCUUUCCCGCAGUAAUGCAGCUGUGGUGUAACCACUGACCAUGAUAAGCACCCAGUUCUAGCUCUCCGUACUGAUACUGUUAACUGUGUUCUUUUUAUUGUGCCAGAUUGUGCUGAAUGUGGAAGCUUUUAUAGAUCUUAUGUUGUGGAGGUUUGUAUUUUUGCUUGCUCAUUCUGAUGAAGGAAUUCCAUGUAUGUUGUUAUGCUAAAACUGCAAAAUGACACGGCACACAUUCACACGCUUAUACUAUACUGCGGCAUAUUGCUGCCACCCAGACAAAAACAUAUACACUCAGUAUAUCAUGAUAUCAAGAACAUUUUCUUGCUUUAGAUCCUUUUCACGUUAUAAGUUCAUAUUUUUCAUGCUAUAAUGACAUACUAUUCUUAUCUUGUUUUUUUUUUCUUAUCAUUGGUUAUUAGCAUAAAUCUGUUAUUGUCCACAUUAAAAGCUGUAUGUAAAAAUAUAUGCGUACCAAGUGAAACAACCUCAACAUUGUUCAGUCUGGCCCAGACAGGGGUGGAGGUUUGGUGCUGAUCGUAGAUACAGCAUGUGGUACUCAGCAUCAGAUACUUUAUUUUUUCAGAAAUGCUGAAUCAGAGAUUAUAUCGGGUUGCAGAAGCUAGUGGAAAAGAGCCUAAACGGGACGUGAUGUCAUGUCCUUGGCUUUCGAUAUGUAUGUAGUAAGCAUAAUAAAGUGUGUGCCCGGGGUUUACUUUGCAUAUUCUGCGACAAAUCUACAAUUCCACACAGCACUGGCUAUUAGAAACCUUUGUGAUUUUAAGUUAGUCACGAAGGUGAUCACUUUUGGAGCAUACAAAAACACAGCUACUUACAUCAUCAUAACCUGGUUUCAUCCGUAUCCAUCCACUCACCAACACACUCUUCCAAAUGUGUAAUCUCUGCCGUGUAAAAACGUCUGCCACGCUCAGUCCUCUCUGGCCUGCUGUUGUUACAGACUUGGUUUAACUAGCCGCAGCCCCUCGACUCACUCACGGACUCACCUCAUCUUACGAGCCGUGACACUUCACCUGCGAUGGUUAGGGCUUUUGGGAAAUGUUGUUUGUUAGGCCACUAAAUUCAGGAAUCUUGGUUAACCAACAAUAUUCAAUCUAUUGUUUUCUUUUUCUUUUCAUUUGAAAUUACCACCCUUAUCUAGACUUAUGGAGUGAACCACACAACAUACUGUUGAGUUAUGUUAUGUUCCAUGACUAGCAUAGUAACAAAUAUCAGUGGGAUUUCGAAAGAAGUAUUUCUUUCUUCUGGAACAGAACCCAGUAGUGUCGGUUUUGCUUCAGCUGUACAUAGUCUCAGCAAGUAUAGAAUGGGAUCCUCCCUGCUGAUAGACAGAGGGUAGGUUACUGAAUUGUCACCUGUUUGUGGACAAUCACUGGGCUAAACCGACACCAAAUCCACACAGAAAUGAUGCAUAAAUGCGCAAAACAAGCCGAAAAAAGCUCACAACCAUAAUGCAUAAAAACAUUCUGCCUUUUGGCCACAGUACGUCUAAAGCAUCGACCAGAUCCUUUUCUCAUUAUAACAAUGUACCAGCUAUGUGAUAAUAAGAAAAGUCUAUAAUAUUAUAACUAGAAACAUUUCUUUUAACGGCGUACCUUGAUUUUGUGCAAUUGUUUUUGUAAAGGAGACAGUUUGGUGAUACAACACAAAUAACAUGAUAUAACAAGAUAGAGAUUUGUUUUUAUAACGACAGGUUUCUUGUUUAAAAAAAAAAUCAUUUGAUAUGUAGUAAUAGCCAGAAGGUUAUGUUGUAAUAGCAUGAAAAGUAUUUGUUAAAACAUUAAAAGGAUCAAUUUAAAGCAAGACAUUUUUCUCUUUUAUAAGAAAAACUGAGCAAGGAAAUGUAUUUGUCAUGUGGGAUUAUUAAGCUGCUGUAUUUAUCUGCUUUAAUCAGUAGUAGAUGAUAGAUGUUCCAUUUUUCAUGUAAAAAAACACACAGCUAUUUGUUCUUGGAACUUUACAUAUUUACACCAAAGGUUACAUAGAACAGCAACCUCCUAUAGACAAUUACAACACAGACGCAAAAGUGUAUGUUGAUGUCUGUUACAGUAAUAUAUGAGAUUGUACAGGUCCACUGUUAACUAUAACUCUGUUCCCCGACUCCUCUGCACUGUCCUAUGUCGGGUGUUUCUCUGCAAUGUGACUUUUGAAAAUGUGGUCGUGUUGUGCAUGUUAAUGCUGUGAAUCAGUUUCUUCGUUGUCUCUCACAUAUUGUGUCCCAGUCUUUUAAACAUUUGAUGGUGGUUUCUGA
Messenger RNA from Xiphias gladius (swordfish), 9361 nucleotides. RefSeq names its product sorting nexin-19-like. The coding region runs from base 25 to 2967 and encodes 980 amino acids. The record is from RefSeq and is a predicted model, not a curated record. The transcript has 13 exons. Gene Ontology annotation, cellular component: intracellular membrane-bounded organelle; early endosome membrane. Gene Ontology annotation, molecular function: phosphatidylinositol binding. NCBI's taxonomy places the organism in Eukaryota, Metazoa, Chordata, Actinopteri, Istiophoriformes, Xiphiidae.